GAGAACUGGCGCGGCCUGCACACGCUCAACGCUGUGGACAUGGAGCUCUAUACUGGACUCCAGAAGCUGACCAUCAAGAAUUCUGGACUCCGGAGCAUUCAGCCCAGGGCCUUCGCCAAGAACCCCCAUUUGCGCUAUAUAAACCUGUCAAGCAACCGGCUCACCACCCUCUCAUGGCAGCUCUUCCAGACUCUGAGUCUUCGGGAAUUGAGAUUGGAGCAGAACUUCUUCAACUGUAGCUGUGACAUCCGCUGGAUGCAGCUGUGGCAAGAGCAGGGGGAGGCCAGGCUGAAUGCCCAGAGCCUCUACUGUGUCAGCGCCGAUGGCUCGCAGCUGCCCCUCUUCCGUAUGAACAUCAGUCAGUGUGACCUUCCUGAGAUCAGCGUGAGUCAUGUCAACCUGACCGUACGAGAGGGGGAAAAUGCUGUCAUCACUUGCAAUGGCUCUGGGUCGCCACUGCCUGAUGUGGAUUGGAUAGUCACUGGGCUGCAGUCCAUCAACACCCACCAGACAAAUCUGAAUUGGACCAAUGUACAUGCCAUCAACCUGACGCUGGUGAAUGUGACAAGUGAGGAUAAUGGCUUCACCCUGACAUGCAUCGCAGAGAACGUGGUGGGCAUGAGCAAUGCCAGUGUUGCCCUCACUGUCUAUUAUCCCCCACGUGUGGUGAGCCUGGAGGAGCCAGAGCUACGCCUGGAGCACUGCAUCGAGUUUGUGGUGCGGGGCAACCCACCGCCCACGCUGCAUUGGCUACACAAUGGGCAACCUCUGCGUGAGUCCAAGAUCAUUCACGUGGAGUUCUACCAGGAGGGUGAGGUCUCUGAGGGCUGCCUGCUCUUCAACAAGCCUACCCACUACAAUAAUGGCAAUUACACCCUCAUCGCCAAGAACCCGCUGGGCACAGCCAACCAGACCAUCAAUGGCCACUUCCUUAAGGAGCCUUUUCCAGAGAGCACAGAUAUCUUUGACCUCGACCCAGAAGUGAGCCCUACACCUCCUAUCACUGUGACCCAUAAACCAGAGGAAGACACUUUUGGGGUAUCCAUAGCAGUUGGACUUGCUGCUUUUGCCUGUGUCCUGUUGGUGAUUCUCUUCAUCAUGAUCAACAAGUAUGGCCGACGGUCCAAAUUUGGAAUGAAGGGUCCUGUGGCUGUCAUCAGUGGUGAGGAGGACUCAGCCAGCCCACUGCACCACAUCAACCAUGGCAUCACCACUCCCUCCUCUCUGGACGCCGGGCCUGACACUGUGGUCAUCGGUAUGACCCGCAUUCCUGUCAUUGAGAACCCCCAGUACUUCCGUCAGGGACACAACUGCCACAAGCCAGACACAUAUGUGCAGCACAUCAAGAGGCGGGACAUCGUGUUGAAGCGAGAACUGGGGGAGGGGGCCUUUGGAAAGGUCUUCCUGGCCGAGUGCUACAACCUCAGCCCAACCAAGGACAAGAUGCUCGUGGCAGUGAAGGCCCUGAAGGAUCCCACCCUGGCUGCCCGGAAAGAUUUCCAGAGGGAGGCCGAACUGCUCACCAACCUACAGCAUGAGCACAUUGUCAAGUUCUAUGGGGUGUGUGGCGAUGGGGAUCCCCUCAUCAUGGUCUUUGAGUACAUGAAGCAUGGAGACCUGAACAAGUUCCUCAGGGCCCAUGGGCCAGAUGCGAUGAUCCUGGUGGAUGGCCAGCCACGCCAGGCCAAGGGUGAGCUAGGACUCUCCCAAAUGCUUCACAUCGCCAGUCAGAUCGCCUCGGGCAUGGUGUACCUGGCCUCCCAGCAUUUCGUGCACAGGGACCUGGCCACCAGGAACUGCCUGGUUGGAGCCAACCUGCUGGUGAAGAUUGGAGACUUUGGCAUGUCCAGAGAUGUCUACAGCACCGACUACUACAGGGAAGGGCCAUGCCAGAAGGGCCCAUUCAGCGUGUCGUGGCAGCGGCAGAGGCUAGCAGCACCGGCAGCUUCCACACUCUUUAAUCCAUCUGGAAAUGAUUUUUGUAUAUGGUGUGAGGUAGGAGGACAGACCAUGCUUCCCAUCCGCUGGAUGCCCCCUGAAAGCAUCAUGUACCGGAAGUUCACUACGGAGAGUGAUGUGUGGAGCUUCGGGGUGAUCCUUUGGGAGAUCUUCACCUAUGGGAAGCAGCCAUGGUUCCAGCUCUCAAAUACAGAGGUCAUCGAAUGUAUUACCCAAGGUCGUGUCUUGGAGAGGCCCCGAGUCUGCCCCAAAGAAGUAUAUGAUGUCAUGCUGGGGUGCUGGCAGAGGGAACCACAGCAGCGACUGAACAUUAAGGAGAUCUACAAAAUCCUCCAUGCACUGGGGAAGGCCACCCCAAUCUAUCUGGACAUUCUCGGCUAGUGGUGGCUGCUGUUUAAGAAUUUAUACUCCUCUCUCCCUGCCUCACUUCUUCCUUUACCACCUCACAACUCCUUUCUUUCAUCUUUGACUGAAGCGAACAUCUUCAUAUAAACUCAAGUGCCUGCUACACAUACAACACUGAAGAAAAAAAAGAAAGAAAGAAAAAAAAA
Molecule: messenger RNA, 2510 nt
Organism: Castor canadensis (American beaver)
Lineage: Eukaryota; Metazoa; Chordata; Mammalia; Rodentia; Castoridae
Source: RefSeq, a predicted model, not a curated record